AUGUCGUCUGCCGCGCAUGAGAACGAGGAGGACGACCCUCAGCGGGAAACCACAAAAAUAGGCAAAGCCUGCGAGCCCUGUCGGCGCCGUAAGGUCAAAUGCGAUGGUGCACAGCCAUGUUCGCAGAUUGGCUGCCAGAAGAAUCCCUCUCAAUGCAUCUACAGAGAUAGAACCCGGAUCAGACGGUCGAGGGCGCGCAGGCAGACUGAGUCGAACCCGGCGACAGCAGCAACUGCGGACCUCGGUGCCACGGCGUCGGAGAGACAUCCGGCACCAUCUUCUCGGCCAGAAGAAACAGCUCAUCAGCUGUCUUCCGAGCGAUAUCAAGAGAAUGAUCACGCUAGUCUUACAGAAGAUGGCCAAGCAUCUGGCGACCACGAUCUUUAUCCUUACGCCAGCAUUGUCGCGACGCAUGAUGCGCCCCAGCCUACUGAUAGCUCUCAGCUGUUCUAUGGGCCAUCCUCCAAUUUCGCCUUCUUGCAGCAGCUUCACAGGGGAAUUUUGUUUAAGACUGCUCGCAGUCUUCGCCGGGGCGGCGAUGUCGAGGAAGGAGGUCCAGGACUCGACUUGUUCAUGCAACGGUCGAUAUUCUUUGGAGCACCUCAGCGUGUAAAGCCAAAUGCCUCUUUGCCCUCGUUCUCCGACCUGACGCGGCACAUUCCAUUGGAUCAAUUGGACCAUUUUUUGGACACCUUCAAGACCUCCCAUCUCCAUAUCUACCCCUUCUUGACAAGUGCCGACAUCAACGGAAUUUCUCGGCAAUUGCAUGGCAUUGCCCCCAAGCCUGACUUCCCACCCCAGAAAACGGCGAUUGCCUUGGCAAUUCUGGCACUGGGAGCUCUCAGCUCACCGCACACGGAACAGGCCGAGUAUCUCUACGCGCUGGCCAAGCGUGAGGCCGUCUUCUUUGACGAAGCUGUCACUCUUUCCAUGAUACAGUUCUCGGUCCUGCUCUCCGGAUAUCAGACCAACAUGGCUCGGCCAAAUUCGGCCUACAUCCACCUCGGAACAGCAUGCCGAAAUGCUUUUUCCAUGGGUCUGCAUCGACACAUCACUGCACCGUCAAUGAAGGCCGAGAGCGUGCAGGAGCGCAUAGCCACUAUUUGGUGUCUGUAUUUUCAUGAAACAAAGCCUGAGCUGCUUCAGAUUCAUUCCCUCUAUUACCACGCAAUCUUGCACACUUUCCGGCCGUUUCUUGUUGCCAGCGCCGCAAUGAGUGCCAGUAAACGCCAGGCCGAAGGCAUGUGGUUGCGACAGGCGUGCAGACAUGCCGUUGACGCAGCACAAGAUUCGAUCGUUUACAUUGGCAACGUGAUCCGCAACUUCUGCGAAGGGCACGUCUGCAGGGUGAGGCUCCCUAGUACGGUUCUCCGUAUUACAGUGGAUGGCCUGACCAUGAGUGGAAAGGCCAUGAAGCAUCCCUCACCCACCUCGAGUAUGUGCAGAGCGCCCUCGAUUGCCUCGGCCUUAUGGUCCAAGAUGCACCCUGCAACGCUGGCGCAGGACUCCCUUCAGCAGGUAUUGAAAGCUGUUGAGAAGGCCAUCGCGCACCAGAACAGCUCGGCUGCCUCAACGCCGGGGAUGGCAGGAAAUCUGACUUCACAAUUCCCUUGUUUGCCCCAUGCUCACGCCGCCAAUUCCACCGACCAACACAUCCACUUGACUGAUCUCUGGGACCAAAGCCACGCCACUGGCGGCAAUCCGACAUUAUCCGGGGAACAGGACAUGCACGAAUUCGACUUUGAUGUCAUGACGACAGAUCUUCUCCAUUUCUUUGGCCCAAGCACUGAGGGCAACCCAACGGGCAACCCAAGCUAG
This is a messenger RNA of Verticillium alfalfae VaMs.102, 1818 nucleotides long. Its product is annotated as C6 zinc finger domain-containing protein. Gene Ontology annotation, biological process: DNA-templated transcription; positive regulation of transcription from RNA polymerase II promoter by galactose. NCBI's taxonomy places the organism in Eukaryota, Fungi, Ascomycota, Sordariomycetes, Glomerellales, Plectosphaerellaceae. The coding region runs from base 1 to 1818 and encodes 605 amino acids. Gene Ontology annotation, molecular function: RNA polymerase II cis-regulatory region sequence-specific DNA binding; zinc ion binding; DNA-binding transcription factor activity, RNA polymerase II-specific. Gene Ontology annotation, cellular component: nucleus. The record is from RefSeq and is a predicted model, not a curated record. The transcript is spliced from 4 exons.